GUGCGAUUCCAGGAUGUUUAACUGUCGUGCACCUAAUCUGCAUCUGGAGUAAAGUUAAAACCCCGUUGUAGGGUUGCACCGCCAAGGUGUCGGCACCCUGGUGCAGGGUUUGUCGCACGCUAAUGGAAAAGCGAAUGGCAACUUUUCCCUGUCAUAACCAGAUAAACAUGAAAAUGUGACACCGGCAGGUCUACAAGUGACAACCAGCGACUACAAUACCACAGCGAGCGAUAAUAAUUCAGUAAUAUCGCAUUGAUUGAUUCAAGUCACUCCUAGGGAAAGAUCUUGCGCUUCUUGUCUGGCUGGAGAGGGGAGCAGAGGCGGCGUGCAGUCAUUCAUUCACAUGAUGAUGUGGGAGAAGAUCGGGGAUCCGAUGAGCAGCGGAACAAAGUCUCUGGGUUGAUUUCACAAUCACUGAGAUCAUCUGCAACAUCAGACCGGGGUGAGCGUCAUACCAUGUCUGCGAAACAGCGAAAAAAAAUACCCGAUGCAUAGAGAGGGGUCGGUGUUGUGGGAUUUUUUUAAGCUUGGGUUUAAAAGUCUCCCAGACCGUCUUUCAGUGUAAUUCCAGAUCACUUUGGUGCAUCGCUGCGCUGAUACUACGAGCUGAUGGUGUUGAAUAUCUGACCUCACUUUUUCCCCCCUGCACAGCUGCGUGAGAAGCGGCUCGAAGCCUGGAAAGGGGGGGGGGUUCUCUUAUGAAAGUACCGCCAGCAUGUACUGGUACGCCGUACGUGGACCGGGCAAAAGCGUUUGCUGGUGUCAGUAUUGCUGAAAAUGGACGAGUCGUCGCUCUUGGAUUUACUGGAAUGCUCCGUGUGCCUGGAGCGGCUGGACACCACCGCCAAAGUACUGCCCUGCCAGCACACCUUCUGCCGCCGCUGCCUGGAGAACAUUCUCUGCUCGCGCAACGAGCUCCGCUGCCCCGAGUGCCGGAUACUGGUGGAUUGCGGUGUCGACGAUCUGCCGGCCAAUAUCCUCCUGGUUCGCUUGCUGGAUGGGAUUAAGCAACGACCCAGGAACGGGGGGAGACCUGCGCUGACCGGGGUGUCUCUUGGAUGUGCGGCCGGCAUUGCAGGUUCCACUCCAGGGACACCGAUCCGAGACCUACCGAUUGCUUCUCGGGGCUCUCCGGUCAAGAAUGUUCCGCAGCUGCCUUGUGGGAAGGCUUUGUACAGCUAUGAAGGCAAGGAGCCGGGAGACCUCAAGUUCAACAAGGGUGACAUCAUCAUCCUGCGCCGGAAAGUGGACGAGAACUGGUACCACGGCGAGCUUAAUGGAAGCCACGGCUUCCUCCCGGCCAGCUACAUCCAGUGCAUCAAGCCUCUGUCACAGCCCCCGCCCCAAGGCAAGGCACUUUACGACUUUGAAGUCAAAGACAAGGACCAGGACAAGGACUGCUUGACCUUCACUAAGGAUGAAGUUCUUACUGUGAUUCGAAGAGUGGAUGACAACUGGGCAGAGGGUAUGCUGGGAGAUAAAAUCGGCAUUUUCCCCAUUUUGUAUGUGGAGCUGAACGAGACAGCCAAGCUGCUGAUGGAAAUCGACAAGCCGAGCCCGGUACCCGGGGCGAGCGGCCGGCCCGGAUCCUCGGGGGCCUCGUGCUCGAGCCCCGGCGCCCCGCCGGACAACAGCAACCCCGCUAGCGCCAUCCACCGGCGGCCCGACGGCAAGAAAAACGCCAAGAAGAGGCACUCGUUUACGGGACUGAGCAUCACCCAACGCACAGCCCAGGCGCUUAGCAACCGGCACUCCAUGGAGAUCAGCGCGCCGGUGCUCAUCAGCUCGUCGGACCCGCGCGCCGCCGCCCGCAUUAGCGACUGCCCACACCUGUCCUCUAGCGCCCCCACGGAGGACUCCUCCUCGUUCGCCACGACCUCAUCAUCGGCUGUGGUGGCCCUGCCCAGAGUCACCUCAGGGUCUGCGGACCUGCUCGCCGCCGCCAAGGUCCAGCUGCCAUUGAACAUAUACCUGGCCAUGUACGCAUACAGACCCCAGAAGGCCGACGAGCUGGAGCUGCGGAAGGGCGAGAUGUACCGAGUGACAGAGAAAUGCCAGGACGGAUGGUUCAAGGGCACGUCUCUGCGCAGCGGCGCCUCUGGUGUCUUCCCUGGGAACUACGUCACACCUGUGUCCAGGGCCCCCUUCGUGGUGGGACAGUCCCGCGUGUGUCUCUCUGGGUCGGCUCAGGCCGUGAAGGUUAACCCCAGCUCCCCGGGGUCCGCCGGGCCCUCCAGCCCGGUUCUUCUAGGCUCGGGGCCGCGCUCGUCCACCCCCCAGCUAGCCAGCCCUAUGGGUCCUUCCCAGUCCGCCUCCAGCUCCCCGCAACUGCAGCCGGCUGCUGCGCACCUGAAGAACUGUCUACGCGCGUCGGGGCAGCAGGCGGCUGGAUUGGGCCAAUCGCGCACACCCAUGCAGCUGGUGCACAGCCCCCCCUUGGGCAGCCCCGAGCGGCCAGCCACAGCCGCGGCGCUUCCCUCUCUACGCCCCCACAGCUCCCCGGGCCCCUUGGCGCGCCCCCUCUCCGUGGCCUCCCCCCAGCACGUCCGCCCUGUCAUCCCCCUCACCUCCGCCGCGGCGGCCAUCACCCCGCCCAACGUCAGCGCCGCUCACCUCAACGGGGAGGUGCUGGCCAGCCCCCUGCGGCCCCCCUCCCCCGGGCACGCACAGGGGGCCAGCGCCAACCCGGCCAAGCUAGACGAGAAGAAAGCUGAGAAGAAGGAGAGAAAGGGUGGAGGUUUCUUGAAACUCCUCUCUGGUGCAGCAGCCAAGAAGAAGUCCCGCUCCCCGCCGUCCGUGUCCCCGACCCACGAUCCCCAGCCCCAGGCCGCCGGCGAUAUGCCAGCACAUGGGGCUGCGGGCGCCUCGGGACCCAGCCACGGACGCGCCGGCUCCUGCCCCAUCGAGAGCGAGAUGCAGGGCGCCAUGGGCAUGGAGCCUCUGCACAGGAAGUCGGGCUCCCUGGACCUCAACUUCUCGGUGUCGCCGCCGGCCCGGCAGCCCUGCUCCGCUUUGCUCGCUCUCCGUCCAGAACCCAAGCCCCUGUCCAGAGAGAGGUACCGUGUGGUGGUGCCCUACCCCCCCCAGAGCGAAGCCGAGAUCGAACUGAAGGAGGGCGACAUCGUCUUUGUCCACAAAAAGCGGGAGGACGGCUGGUACAAAGGCACCCUGCAGCGCACGGGUCGCUCCGGCUUAUUUCCUGGCAGCUUUGUGGAAAGUUUCUGAGAAGUGAUGGGGGGGUUGCGGGGGUGGGGGGUUCGGUCCAUUGGAGAUCUCAAGCAGGGGGGGUUCUCUUCCAGCGAGCUUUCAAGAUAGACCUUCACAGUGGAUGCCACAUGGGGGUCCCUUGCUCUGCAACCUUCAGAAGCAGGAAUCCAGCCGCCCCCCCCCCAUGGUGCUGACAAUAGUCUGUAGUCUACUACAAUAGUCUAUAUAUAUAUAUAUAUAAAAUGUUUUCUACACCAUCGAGAUUAUCUCUACAGAUUUCCAUUCAGAGACAAUGGCACUGCAGCAGAAGGAGCACAAUGAUGCAAAAACAAAAAGGAGAAUCAUUAUUAAUCACUGCCAUUGCUAAAUGUUAAUUUUUUCUUCUAAAAUGUAAAGCAGAGAGGACUUCUUCACCGGGGUUGCUGUAAUCUCCUCCACACGUUCAGAUCUGGGCUGCAGCUGGCGGUCUGACCUCACUGACAUGCCCAGAGGCCACUGUCCGUUCAGCGGUCUGGCUCAAGUUAGUGCCUUCCAUCUUUUCAAAAAGAGCGCCCCCUUUUGGUGGUGGAGUGUACCUAGCCCUCUGGUGUGGCAGACCUCAAACUCUUGAUAAAUGUAAAGUUUCGGUUUUCUUCAUCCGUUUUGUACUGUCGCUUUAUCGGGAAGCAGCUACAGUGAAUCGCGGACGUCUGCAUGUCUGCGUCUGUAGCGCCAUUAAGCCCUUUUUUUCGUGCCGUCACUUUAGCGUCCCGCAGGUCUGCGUUUCAGCUUCAGCCGUGCAGGGCGUUGAAGGGUGCCUCAGGAUCUGAGCUCGACAAGGAAAAUGGAGAUCGCUGGAUCGCUUCAUAUCCGUUUGGCAGCGGCAACAUACAUAUUUUCUGAACAAUAGCAUCCCUGAUAAUCCUCAUCGCCUAGCGGUCCUUAACUCAGAAGCCAGUGACAUCGGCAGUCAGGGAAACUGGGCAAGAUGAAGUGUAGCAUCGCUGAUUAAAUUCAGCGUAGGGUAUAAGAAUAUCCUCAGUUUAUGAAUAACAUCUUGUAGAGAUGACAGGUUUUUUCUCCACCACGCAACCCCCCCGGGGGGCACAAUCCGGCACGUACCAAAGCUCAGUGCCGAGCUCCUACGUCUCACCGUAAAGCACAAUUUUGACUCUAUCAUGAAUUAUUAAUCACUUUGGUCUCUCCCCCCCGCCCGCA
Brienomyrus brachyistius is the source of this 4404-nucleotide messenger RNA. Its product is annotated as E3 ubiquitin-protein ligase SH3RF3-like. The record is from RefSeq and is a predicted model, not a curated record. Bases 778 to 3225 code for a protein of 815 amino acids. The transcript is spliced from 10 exons. Gene Ontology annotation, molecular function: protein binding; metal ion binding. NCBI's taxonomy places the organism in Eukaryota, Metazoa, Chordata, Actinopteri, Osteoglossiformes, Mormyridae.